Dicrocoelium dendriticum is the source of this 2874-nucleotide messenger RNA. NCBI's taxonomy places the organism in Eukaryota, Metazoa, Platyhelminthes, Trematoda, Plagiorchiida, Dicrocoeliidae. The record is from the annotation of a GenBank genome assembly.
AUGUGUAUCGAUCGAUUGCCUUUGGUCCUCGUCAUACAACUCAAGCGCUUUGACUAUGACUGGGACAAGGGCAUCGCGAUCAAAUUUAAUGAUUAUUUCGAGUUUCCGCGUGAGCUGGAUAUGCGUCCUUAUACGGUUCAUGGUCUCGUCAACCAUCUACCUGAUUCGACUCAGGAUCAGCCGGACGGCGACGGGUUGGACGAUUCCCAUUGUGAAUCGAGCCAAUCUGCCAAAUCGGAGGAGCAAUCGGCCACCCACUACACUCGCUACACUCUCCGAGGUGUGGUCGUGCACAGUGGCCAAGCCUCUGGGGGUCACUACUACUCCUUCAUACGACAAUUUUGUCCCAAGAGCAGACAGUACAAGUGGUAUAAGUACGAUGAUAGUGAAGUUACACUUUCAUCUGUGGACGAUGAGGAUGAGGCCAGGCUGGCGUGGUUCGGCGGGGAUGUCAACCCCAGCACAUGCGACUCGUCCAAGUACCUUUACGUUUGGGAUAGUAAACGUAUUUGGAACGCAUACGUGUUGUUUUACGAGCGGGAAGAUUUUCAUCCCAACAUGGGCUGUGGUUCUCUCAAAGAAUUUACCGUUACGCAGCGUUUGAAAAGAAUGGUUCAUCUGGAAAAUAUGGAUUACCUGCAUCAGCAGUUGCAAUUUCAUCCCUUACUUGCCCUCUUCAUCCGCAAUCUGAUUGAGGCCAGCCUGGACAUGUGCAAGAUGAGGCCUGAAGUCGUUGAAGAUUUGGGCCUGACCACUUUGAAACUACUCGUGAACUUUUCAUUCGCCGUUCGCUUUCAGCAAGUGGCACGUGAAUGGUAUAUCUGGACACCGUUGUUUCUCCGGUUGAUGUCUUUAUGCCCACUUGUGCGAGAGAAAUUCGUGCAGUGGACUAUUUUCAGCUCUCCCGAUCGUGUAUGCGAACUCCUCUUCGAAUGCCCCUAUCCGGAGGUCCGUUUCCUGUUCGCAAUUGCAAUACUGUACAUCUUGAGCUUCGACUCAUCCACCGCUUGUCAGUCGUCCGUGACUUGUUUAAAGGCUUUCGAGAGGGCUCGGGAUCGGAUUUCGUCAUCAGAUCUCCCUGCAUCUACUGAUCGAUCUGAUUUUGCACAGGCUGAAUCGGCGAAAACGAUCCUUUCAUCCAUCCGUUGCUCUAAAGUAUCGACCAAGGAUGGUGCUCUUUGCCCCAGUCUUUCAGAUAUCAUUGUUCAAGUGAUUUCGCUCCAGCUGUGUGCUUCCCCAGCCAAUUUUCUUAGACGGGAUUUCAACAAUAAAAUCACCGCUUCAGAUAAGCUUGGCGACUCCACCGGUUGGCUAACCUCUCCGAACGAAGGAUCCUGUGGUUCUUCGUACACGCGCACUCACACAGAUGUAACUCACCACCCUCUCGUUUACAGGCAGUUUUUCUCCAUCUUCAUGGACUAUGCCUGCUUUGGUGAAGAUGCGCGCGCCAGGUUGUUGAUCUUGGGGGUACCUGAGCUAUUAAUCAAGUACGCCCUAAAGAAUUCCCUCACUUCCGUCUCAAUGUCCUCUUGGUUCACCUACUCGAGCAUUAGCUCUGCUGGAAUUCGAAACCCGGAGGUACUAAAGCGAUACUUGAACGACAUGCUAAACUCUCUACCUGCGCAUUUGGACAGCACCCUACCCAUUGCACUCCCCCCGUUUCCUGUGGUAACUGCAUCAAGAGACUCUUUAUUGCUUGCAUUCAAAUCAUAUCAGGCUUCUGGCACAUCAGCGUACGCUAUCGGCUCGGCUACUUCUCACUCGCCUGUCGCGUCUUCAAUUCAAUACUCAGCGACAGUCACUCUGUGGUGUCUGCUUUCAUUGCUGGUCCGAUCGUUGGACGUAUCGUCGCACUGUACUGAGCAGGAGAAAUUGGUUCGUAUCUCACCGUGCACAGCCUCCCGAUCCAAUAUAGAGGCAGGUCACAAAUCGCUUGCUCUUGUCGAUGAGGCUGAUGCCAGUGUGGCACAAUUGGACAUCCCGUCCGUGAAUCCAUAUCAAAUCGGACAGGCGCCGUUAUGUCCUAUCACCUCUAGUCUGGCCGAUUUGCUCCUGACCACGACAUGCAACCGCUUUAUUUCCUGUUUUCUCCGUUCAUGGCUCAGUGUGUCAACCGUGGAACAUAUCUCCAAUGUCUUGAUGUUUUUAUCCUUCAAGAACCUGGAAUUUUCAUCCAUUGCAAUUGAUUCCUUAGUCUGGGCAUUCAAGACAUGUCGAUCUGACUCCGGGCUUGUACUGUCAGUACUGCAAUCCUUACUCACUGUUGAGGACACUUUCAAAAUUGACCGGUUGCGAUACGCUUUGACAGGCGCAGAUGGAACCGGCCUGAUGGUCCCAACUCCAGUCACCACAUGCCAUCAGUCUUUCAGUCACUACACAAAGGUGAUUAAGAUGGUAAUGGGAUUAAUUUUAAAUGACCUACAAGUUCAGCGUCUGUUCCAGUCGGAGGAUUCUUUUAUUGAGUGGCUGCAUCGAUGGAUCGAAACAAUCGGUGACUCCUUGCAAAACCCUACUUCGCUGUCAUACUGGCACUCACCCGGCACCCGGAGCCCACAAUCACACGAUGAUUUUGUACUUAUGAUGCGACGUGUUUAUGAAGUUCUUCCCAUUCCUGAUGACGAUCAGGCGGGCAGUUCGGAUGAAAGUAACGGUGUUAGUUACGACGAGGACGAUGGAGGUCAGUCUAGUGGUUCACACUACGAGAAUUCAUUGGAUCAAGUUGGAUUCGAACGCCUCACUAGGUCUUGGCGACGCGACACUGAAGAAACGAAAUUCGAAUUGCAACCUCCUCCGACUAAACAUCGAAUUUCCGAAUCUGCAAACUAUGUGCCCGAUGAUACAGUAGACUCAGAUUCGCUUGACAGAUCUCCCUGA